Aspergillus wentii DTO 134E9 is the source of this 746-nucleotide messenger RNA. Its product is annotated as Eukaryotic translation initiation factor eIF-5A. NCBI's taxonomy places the organism in Eukaryota, Fungi, Ascomycota, Eurotiomycetes, Eurotiales, Aspergillaceae. The record is from RefSeq and is a predicted model, not a curated record. The transcript is spliced from 4 exons. Gene Ontology annotation, biological process: positive regulation of translational termination; positive regulation of translational elongation. Bases 1 to 468 code for a protein of 155 amino acids. Gene Ontology annotation, molecular function: RNA binding; ribosome binding; translation elongation factor activity.
AUGGCCGACGAGACCUUCGAAUCCGCCGACGCCGGCGCGUCCAAGACCUUCCCCAUGCAGUGCUCUGCUCUGCGCAAGAACGGUCACGUUGUCAUCAAGGGUCGCCCAUGCAAGAUUGUCGACAUGUCCACCUCCAAGACUGGCAAGCACGGUCACGCCAAGGUUAACUUGGUUGCCCUCGACAUCUUCACUGGCAAGAAGUACGAAGAUCUGUCUCCCUCUACCCACAACAUGGACGUUCCCCACGUCUCCCGCAAGGAAUACCAGCUCCUUGACAUCAGUGAGGACGGUUUCCUUUCCCUGAUGGACGACAACGGUGACACCAAGGACGACGUCAAGGUUCCCGAGGGAGAAACUGGCGCAAAGAUCACCAAACUUUUCAAGGAGGAGGAGAAGGACACUAACGUCAUUGUCCUGACCUCCAUGGGCGAGGAGAUCGCCAUGGACGCCAAGGAAGCCCCUAAAUAAUGAAUUACCGUACAAAAGGACCUCUUUCCUGUUCUGUCACUCGUGUGUUUCCAAGGGUUUCUUUGCAUUCGUGUCCUCAAGUUCGUGCAUAUGUGACCUUUUGAACAAAUCACAACAUGUCGGCUUAACUUGAAACCGUCAGUACCGCCUUGGAUGGGUACUCGACUGGCUAUUUGCUUUUUAGUUUGGCAGCAUGAGCGUGUUGAUGUCAGAGGAGCAGUUCUGAGUUCAUCCCUCUCACGAUAGUCUGACGAAUAAAUAAAAAUUCAGUGGAUUCC